Molecule: messenger RNA, 546 nt
Organism: Naegleria fowleri
Lineage: Eukaryota; Heterolobosea; Eutetramitea; Acrasida; Naegleriidae
Exons: 2
Coding region: 1-546 (181 amino acids)
Source: RefSeq, a predicted model, not a curated record
AUGUUCAACCUUCGUUCAUCGUCAUUCUCGGGUGUGUGGUUGGUGCUUGUUUUGGUGAUGCUGAUGGCUACUCUGGCUCAGGCUCAGUACAAUUUCCAAGAAGUCUGCAACUUGUCGGGAGAUUCCUGGCUUCCAACAUUCCCAACCAUGUGUGCCCCAAAUAACUUUACGUUGUUGAUUCCUCAAUCUUCAAGAGUUCAAGUAAUUGGAGGUCCCUAUCCAUCCGCAUGUGGUAUCUCGUACUUCAGUGUCUACACCUUUGAUAUGCAAGCAGGAUUUGUGGAUGCUCGAAAUUUGUGCAACAUCAAGUCGGUCUUUCGAGGUGGUGAUCGUGUCACUCCAUGCAAACUUCCACCAGGAAUUAAUGGUCUAAGCAUGUACCCAACUCCAAUUUUGAGUGGUAAAGCAGUGGCUUCAUUCCCUCUUGGAACAAGUGCCCUUGUGGUGAGUGAUCCAGUAUAUACGGCUCAACGUGUGUAUGUUUCUAAGGUUCUAUAUGGAAGUAUGAUUGGUUAUGUUCAAACAGAUUAUGUUUGUUUGCAAUAA